Molecule: messenger RNA, 1810 nt
Organism: Drosophila ficusphila
Lineage: Eukaryota; Metazoa; Arthropoda; Insecta; Diptera; Drosophilidae
Source: RefSeq, a predicted model, not a curated record
GUGUCAGUUUGUUUCAAAUAUUUUUAGCCUAAAAGCCUCCCAAAAACAGAUAAAACUCGUUUGGCUUACCUAUGUAAGGACGGGAAAGCGUUCAGGCCUUAUUUUUAAAUUACAGCCCAAGCAACUGCCAACAUUACUGGCCAGCAUGUUUCCCGAUGACCUCGACCUUGAACCCUUCAAUCCGUUCAAUGUGGGACCGCCGAACAGCGGUGCUCGCUCCGAAUUCAAAAUUCCAACCUGCGUUACGUAUCCGCCACCGGUGUUUUUGGCCAAGCCCGAAUAUUUAAAGUCGGCAGAAGGCGGCUCCAAGGCCUCGCUCUACCGGGAUGGCAAACCGAAGCUGGACCAGUCGAAGUCAGGCGAAGUGGCCAUUUCCAAGGCCAUCAACGAGGAGAUGGCUGUGGCCAAAAAGCAGGCCGCUGCCAUUCAUGAAAAAGACCGCAUCGAUGCAGGAGGCGUUUCGAAAGUGAAACUCGCCGAGGAAUCCCGUUCGCAGGAUGCAGUUUCAAAAGGAUCUCUGCGCACUUUGAUGCCAGUGAAGUCGAAUCGCCAGUCGAGUGGAGAAGGCAAAAACAAUUCAUCCAAAUCGGAAUUAAGUGUGGCCUCCAAAGAGAGCAGCGCCUCAAAGUCAAGUCGGGCCAGCAUUGCUACAAAGGCUUCCAAAAUUUCUCAGGCCGCAUCUGUUGUUUCCAAUACAAGCUCUUCAAAUGCCUCACUCACUCCCAAAUCCAUAUUGAAGCCAACAAAGUCCAUUGAAGCAGCUAAGGCUUCCUCCACCACAAUUAAAUCAAAGGUAUCGGAAACAGCCUCGAAAAUUAGCACUAAAAGCUCUGUCAAUUCAAAGACCAAAGUUGCAGAUUCUAAGAGAUCUCUCAAACAACAGAAAUCUGAUUCCAUUUCACAGCGAUCCGUGAAAUCCAAGACUUCAGACGCAGAAACCCUUGGUUCUAAAAAAGAAGAUGCAAAAGAAGAAACUUCAUCCAAAAAGGGCAAAGAAGACCCCACGUCUGAUAAGAUUAGAUCGAUUACCUACAAUUCAAAAGUACUCCCCGAAUCAAAGGACGGUCCCAGUUAUAUCCAAUCAGAAUCGGCCUUAUCCUACAGACAAUCCUUGAAAGAACAGGCCGCCGAAAUGGCCGAUCGCCUAAACGCCGGUAAUGAAAACUUUAGACGAUACGACUCUGUGGUAAGGAAUCACUCAAUAAAAGUUCCACAGAAACUUUCACAUGGGGAUCGCAUGUCCUUCUGGUUUAGCGAUGCUGUGCUUUCCUAGAAAGUUAAUCACAUGUCUGGAAAAUCAACAGUGAAUACCAAUUGCUUGCUAGUGAAUUACAUAAAAAAUACUAACGAAAAUUAGCAGUUUAAACAUUCAUUAUAUUUCUCUAACCUCACUGCCUUGAAGCAAAAAACCAGGGAAAUAAAAACUAACCUGAUUUGCGGUUAAACAUUUUUUGCUGAAGUUCGGUGUCAUUAAUUCAAAUGCGCUAAAAAUUUGUGGUCACAUGAACGUUCUAAAUGCAUUGGCCCAUAAAAUAUGCAAAAAAAGGUCGCUCAAUUUUGCAAAAUACAUGCGAGCAUAAAUAAAGUAUUGGAAGAAUAGGUCAAACCAAUUUGGACUGUGGCGCUGUAAAUUAAAAAAAUAUUUGCAUUUCUGAUCAAUUCCAACAGAACAAAACACGUGAAUUGCAGACGAAAAACAAUAUACCAUAAUAUGCGCCGGAAUAAUAAUAACUUUGUUUCCGAAAUUAAAGCCGAAAUCUGAUUAGUCUUAAAAUACUGAUGAGCGAAAUAAAUGGUUUAAAAAUCCAAA